UUAGUGAGAGACCGUGGGAGGUGGAUCCACAAAGGGAGAAGGUGGGUGAUCGAACCCUUCCCUUCGCGGCUUCAGCCAUUCUCAGCCAUUGCUGAAGUUCGUGGGAGAAACGGGAUCUGGACCCGUGACGUCUGCUGUCCCGACGCAGACAGAAGAGUCCCCUUGGGAGCUUGGAAGCGAUGGGGGAGGUUGAUAUGAUCACGGAGGAGGAGUGGGAGAGAUCCCGACGCAGAUCGAAGGGUCCUUUGGACGGUGAUUACCCAGAACGACAGUCCUCUAGUUCUUCUGAGGAUGGCUAUUUUUGUACUUCGCGGAGAUUGCCAAGCUUGUCGGAUGGGAUGAUAGUCCUGGAUGAUGACGACGACGAUGAAGAUGCAGGAGGUUACGCCGACGUCGUGGAUCAAGAGCUGAGCGACCCACGUGUUGAGUCUCGUCGUUGCAAGAGGAGAGCUGCUGAGCAGUUCGUGCUUGAUAUGCUCGGUGAUGGCGCUGACGUCAACCUUGGGGUAGUGCGGGAUGUGCUGGAUCACUUCGAGGGCGAUACGCAGAAGAGCGUCGAGACACUGAUUAACAUAUUGUCGGGGGGUGAUGGUGUUGAACUGGAGAGGGGUGACAUGGGGGGGGGGGGGCAAGUGGUGGUCCCCCCCUUGGACGAGCCGAUGAGCUCGCAAGCGUCGUUGUGGGGGUUGUUGAUCGGAGGGGAGGAGGAUCUUGGGCAGCAAUCUGGGGUUGGGGGGGGGAAUGAGGCUGUAGCUGAACGAGGAGGCGUAGGGGGGGCCUCGACGUCGGGGAGGGAAGAUGAAGAGGAAGAGGAAGAGGGAGAGGGAGAGGAAGAGAAAGAGGACGGAUUGUGGAGUGAAGAUGCGCUCAUCACUCUGAUGACAGCGUUUCCACAGUUCGAUUACGGGUCCAUCGAAGAUGUCUUGAACAGGCACCGUGGAGACCUUGAGGCUGCUGGGGUAGAGUUGUUGGAAGCGGGGGACGUUCCGCACCUUCCUCCGCAUAGUAAGCAGUUUGACGGUGGUGGUAGAGGGGUGGGUGGGAGAUCUGAAGUGGGAGAGCGGGAGGGGAAGGAGGGAAAUUCAGUGGCAGUGGCUCUUCGUAGAGGUGGAUCAGGGCACUCACAGGAGGUGAGACAAGCAGCUUCAGCUUCCGAUACCCAUCGCUUGAGAUUGCAGCAAUCUGUGCUGUGCAUUGAGGGUGGCCGUAGUGGGAGUGAGGCUGCAGGAGGAGGGGGUCAUCGAGCCCCUGCUGCUGAUGCAGGGGGGGUUUCUACUCAUUUGUCGACAACUGCUUCCGCUCCCCCCCUUUUACGUGAAUCGCAGGAUCGUCUUGGCCUUCUUUGCCAAGUGGGCUAUUCACCUAGCCUUGGAGAGCAGCAAUCGAGUGUGACGAGUAAUGAGCUGUACCGUCAACAGCGCGCCAAGUCCCGAGAGUACUUCAGUGCGAUGAAGGCACGUGGUCAAGAGGCGGCAGCGGCGUUUGCACGAGGGGAUUAUAAAACCGCCCAGGGAUUCGCAGAGGAGGCGGCGAUGUUCAAGAAGCUGGCCCUGCAAGAGAGCAAUACGGCAAGCGCUAAGAUUUUCAUGGUUAAGAACAAGGCGAUCAGAAACACGAUAAGCAUCGACCUUCAUCAGCAGCAUGUCGAUGAGGCCUUGCGCUACUUGGAGCUGCAUCUUCAGCUUUUGUCUGCGAUUCCAUCCGUCGAGUAUUUGUUAUUGAUCACAGGGAAAGGAAAGCACAGCCAGCGGAAAGUGGCAAAGAUUAAACCUGCCGUCAUUGAAUAUCUUCGAAAGCAGGGUAUCCCCUGGUCGGAGCAAAAUGGGGGCGGCUGCCUACGGAUCAAGAUCGACGGUGUGUGUCCCAUCAUUAGUAAGCGUGCGAUGCCAGUAAAGUGAGGACUGGCUGGGGGGGGAUAACUGAUAAUAAUUGAGUUAUAUUUGUGCAACGAUGAUGAGGGCAUAGUCACGGUAGGACUUUUUCGACUCAGCUCUGGCCGUGUUUACGGUCAGAUACAUACCGAUAUCGUGGGAGGGAGAUAACUGCGGUCGGUAAGAAGGUACAUCCAGGAAGGUGCUGGUGUGAAUACGCUCUGAGUACUCGCUUCUUUUUUUCAAAGAAAGGGAUCGGGACAGAUGGAGAUUGACCGGAUGGUCAGUGAAGUGCAGAUCGGGACAGACCGGGAGAGUGACCAUGAGACAACAGUGAAGUGCAGUCCUUCGCCUUUACCAGUUUGUAGCGGGAAGCUUGGGAUUGAAACUGCAAAGAGAGAGGCGCCGAGUACCAAACCAAGUAGGGGAUCCCAAAAGAUUGGUGUACAUAAGUUGAGCAAGAACCAAUGCGGAGAUGAAGCGCGGGAAGAGGUGAGGUGUUGGUAGAGGAUAAGCAGGGGCAGCUGGACGCAG
Molecule: messenger RNA, 2405 nt
Organism: Chara braunii
Lineage: Eukaryota; Viridiplantae; Streptophyta; Charophyceae; Charales; Characeae
Source: the annotation of a GenBank genome assembly